UCGCUAUCCGCGGGCGGGUCGGUAGCCCGGGCGAGCCAGAGCUGAUACUAGAAGCACGGCCGGCCCUGCCGGCACCUAGCGCUGCUGUUCUUGCUGGGCCGGGCGGCAGGCCAUGUUCUGGGCUGCGGCCGCUGCGCAUACCCAGGCCUGGCGAUGAGGAGCGGCGCCGAGCGCAGGGGCAGCAGCGCUGCGGCGCCCCCCGGCUCGCCGCCUCCCGGUCGCCCGCGCCCCGCGGGCUCCGAUGCUCCCCCUGCCCUGCCGCCGGCCGCUGCCAGCCAGCCCCGGGCCCGGGACGCCGGGGAUGCCCGCGCGCAGCCGCGCCCCCUGUUUCAGUGGAGCAAGUGGAAGAAGAGGAUGUCUAUGUCGUCCAUAUCGGCAGCCAGCGCGCGGAGGCCGGUGUUUGACGACAAGGAGGACGUGAACUUCGACCACUUCCAGAUUCUGCGAGCAAUUGGGAAGGGCAGCUUUGGCAAGGUUUGCAUCGUGCAGAAGCGGGACACGGAGAAGAUGUACGCCAUGAAGUACAUGAACAAGCAGCAAUGCAUCGAACGCGAUGAGGUCCGCAACGUCUUCCGGGAGCUGGAGAUCCUGCAGGAGAUCGAGCAUGUCUUCCUGGUGAACCUCUGGUACUCAUUCCAAGAUGAGGAGGACAUGUUCAUGGUGGUGGAUCUACUUCUGGGUGGAGACCUGCGCUACCACCUACAGCAGAAUGUCCAGUUCUCAGAGGACACCGUGAGGCUGUACAUCUGUGAGAUGGCCCUGGCCCUGGACUACCUGCGGAGCCAGCACAUCAUCCACAGAGAUGUCAAGCCUGACAACAUUCUCCUGGAUGAACAAGGACAUGCGCACCUGACUGACUUCAACAUCGCCACCAUCAUAAAGGACGGGGAGAGGGCGACAGCUUUAGCUGGGACCAAACCAUACAUGGCUCCAGAGAUCUUUCACUCUUUUGUCAAUGGUGGGACUGGCUACUCCUUCGAGGUGGACUGGUGGUCGGUGGGGGUGAUGGCCUACGAGCUGCUACGAGGAUGGAGGCCCUACGAUAUCCACUCGAGCAACGCUGUGGAAUCACUUGUCCAGCUGUUCAGCACUGUGAGCGUCCAGUAUGUGCCCACCUGGUCCAAGGAGAUGGUAGCCCUACUGCGGAAGCUCCUCACCGUGAACCCGGAGCACCGGUUCUCCAGUCUCCAAGACAUGCAGACAGCCCCAUCGCUGGCCCAUGUGCUGUGGGAUGACCUGAGUGAAAAGAAGGUGGAGCCAGGCUUUGUGCCCAAUAAAGGCCGCCUGCACUGUGACCCCACCUUUGAGCUGGAGGAGAUGAUCCUGGAGUCAAGGCCUCUCCAUAAGAAGAAAAAGCGACUGGCCAAGAACAAGUCUCGGGACAGCAGCAGGGACAGCUCCCAGUCGGAGAAUGACUACCUUCAAGACUGCCUGGAUGCCAUCCAGCAAGACUUCGUGAUUUUUAACAGGGAAAAGUUGAAGAGGAGCCAGGAACUCAUGAAUGAGCCUCUCCCGGGCCCUGAGACUUCAGAUAUGACAGAUUCCACUGCAGACAACGAGGCAGAGCACACAGCCCUGCCCAUGUGUGGCUCCCUCUGCCCCUCAUCUGGGAGCAGCUAGGCCAUCUGGACUGUGUCCGAGGGCAGUUCUCUCUCAGGCUGCUUUGAAGACUCAGGACGGCCAGAAGGAGGCAGCAGUGGGGCAAAGGCCUGACCGCCCAGCCUGCCCGAGUCAGUAUGGCGAAGCUGCUGGGAGCCAUGGGUGCCUGUCCAGACUGGUGAUUGGGCAAGGAGGGCCCUCGGUACCUAGACCGUGGUGACUUGCAACAUAGAGGGAAUCAUGCAGCCAUCACAAUGGCUGGCACCUCUAACUGUAGGCUGGCAGAUUACAGGUGGCCAGAGUGGCACAGUGGGGCAGGAGCCCUUGCCUUUCUGGACCCUUCUGAAAUUGGCUGUACAUAGCCUCGUGGCCAGUCUUUGCUGUGGCCUGGCCAAAAUGUCCUUGAGCUUUCCACUCAAGGCUGUAGGGGUGGGAACAGGCCUUGCUGAUUCUGAUAUGUUAUUGAGGGUUGGGGUUGGGGGAGGGAGUGG
Molecule: messenger RNA, 2090 nt
Organism: Acomys russatus (golden spiny mouse)
Lineage: Eukaryota; Metazoa; Chordata; Mammalia; Rodentia; Muridae
Gene: Stk32c
Product: serine/threonine kinase 32C
Exons: 12
Coding region: 154-1620 (488 amino acids)
Biological process (GO): regulation of signal transduction; G protein-coupled receptor signaling pathway; protein phosphorylation
Molecular function (GO): G protein-coupled receptor kinase activity; ATP binding; G protein-coupled receptor binding
Source: RefSeq, a predicted model, not a curated record